This is a messenger RNA of Metarhizium album ARSEF 1941, 1614 nucleotides long. RefSeq names its product ATP-dependent RNA helicase dbp-2. The record is from RefSeq and is a predicted model, not a curated record. NCBI's taxonomy places the organism in Eukaryota, Fungi, Ascomycota, Sordariomycetes, Hypocreales, Clavicipitaceae. Gene Ontology annotation, biological process: rRNA processing. Gene Ontology annotation, molecular function: RNA binding; RNA helicase activity; ATP binding. The transcript has 7 exons. The coding region runs from base 1 to 1614 and encodes 537 amino acids. Gene Ontology annotation, cellular component: cytoplasm; nucleus; ribonucleoprotein complex.
AUGUCCAACUACGGUGGCGGUCGCGGUGGUGGCUAUGGUGGUGGUCACGGAGGCUACGGUCGCGACAGAAGCGACAGAGGAGAUCGAAAUGGAUAUGGCGGCGGCUACGGUGGAGGACGAUCUAAUGGCUACAGCAAUGGCUCUCACGGCCACGGCAACGGCUUCGGCGGCGGCUAUGGUGGUGGCCAUGGCGGCUACGGUGGCGGCGGCGGCGACCGCAUGGGCAACCUCGGUGCUGGUUUACAGAAGCAAAAUUGGGACCUCGCUACCUUGCCCAAGUUCGAAAAAUCAUUCUACAAAGAGAUGCCGGAAGUCGCCAACAGAUCCCCUGCAGAGGUCGAAGCUUUCCGUCGGAAACAUCAGAUGACCAUUGCAGGACGAGAUGUGCCUAAGCCUGUUGAAACCUUUGACGAGGCUGGAUUUCCGCGCUACGUCUUGGAAGAGGUCAAGGCCCAGGGCUUCCCGGCUCCUACUGCCAUUCAGUCACAGGGAUGGCCAAUGGCUCUUUCUGGACGCGACGUUGUCGGUAUUGCCGAAACGGGUUCAGGAAAGACCUUGACCUACUGUCUUCCCGCAAUCGUUCACAUCAACGCCCAGCCCCUCUUGGCCCCCGGAGAUGGUCCCAUUGUCCUCGUCCUGGCCCCGACACGUGAACUUGCUGUCCAGAUUCAGCAAGAAAUCACCAAAUUUGGUCGCUCCUCGCGUAUUCGCAAUACCUGCGUUUAUGGCGGCGUCCCCAAGGGUCCUCAGAUUCGUGAUCUCUCCCGAGGCGUCGAAGUCUGCAUCGCCACUCCUGGCCGUUUGAUCGACAUGUUGGAGGCUGGGAAAACAAAUCUGCGACGUGUCACUUAUCUCGUUCUUGACGAAGCGGAUCGCAUGCUUGACAUGGGUUUCGAGCCCCAGAUUCGAAAGAUCAUUGAGCAGAUUCGGCCUGACCGACAGACGCUCAUGUAUUCCGCGACAUGGCCAAAGGAGGUACGAGCCAUGGCUGCUGAUUUCCAGACCGACUUUAUCCAGGUCAACAUUGGCUCCAUGGACCUAUCCGCCAACCACCGAAUCACGCAGAUUGUGGAGGUUGUCUCGGACAUGGAAAAGCGCGAUCGCAUGAUCAAGCAUCUUGAGCAGGUCAUGGAAAGCAAAGAGAACAAGGUUCUCAUCUUUGUGGGAACAAAGCGAGUUGCCGAUGACAUCACGCGAUUCCUCCGCCAAGACGGCUGGCCAGCGCUCUCUAUUCAUGGCGACAAGCAGCAAAACGAACGUGACUGGGUUCUCGACCAGUUCAAGACGGGAAAGAGCCCCAUCAUGGUGGCCACAGACGUAGCAUCACGUGGUAUUGAUGUUCGCAACAUCACCCAUGUGUUGAACUACGACUACCCCAACAAUUCGGAGGACUACAUCCACCGAAUUGGCCGUACCGGCAGAGCUGAUCAGAAGCAGGCUCGUGAGCUCGUCAAUGUCCUGCAGGAGGCCAAGCAAAAGAUUGACCCGCGCCUCGCCGAGAUGGCCCGUUUUGGUGGCGGAGGAGGAGGCCAUCGAUAUGGAGGCUGGGGACGCGGACGAGGUGGCGGUAGAGCCAACGCCAACAGCCAACCCCUGGGAAACCGAAGGUGGUGA